Perca fluviatilis (European perch) is the source of this 3057-nucleotide messenger RNA. RefSeq names its product fibroblast growth factor 22 (gene fgf22). Gene Ontology annotation, cellular component: cytoplasm. The coding region runs from base 453 to 1124 and encodes 223 amino acids. NCBI's taxonomy places the organism in Eukaryota, Metazoa, Chordata, Actinopteri, Perciformes, Percidae. Gene Ontology annotation, biological process: animal organ morphogenesis; cell differentiation; positive regulation of cell population proliferation. The transcript is spliced from 3 exons. Gene Ontology annotation, molecular function: fibroblast growth factor receptor binding; growth factor activity. The record is from RefSeq and is a predicted model, not a curated record.
CACACACACACACACACACACACACACACACACAUGCGCAUCCUCAUACAGCCCAGGACUUUAUAUGUGGUACGGGAAAAGAAGACCUCAGUCCAAGGAGGAGAACAAACAGAGAAACAAGGAGCGACACUAAAGAGGAACUUUUAAAGGUGGAUUCAUUAAUUACAACACUUCAUGAAAGGAUCGGACAAAUAGAAUCGAAGACUGAAGACAAGACAAGACUGAAGAUGAUAACUGGAGAGACUUUGCCAAGCUUGUUGCUGUAGGAAAGUCCUGCUGUCAGCCCAAAGUAGAGAUUGGUCAUCUGUGACAUCCAUAGGAUCAGUGAGUGCCAUUUCCCUCCCUUCUCUCUUCAGGACUCCCACCCUCUUGUCAUCUCUCCACUGGGACAUCUCCCCAUCAUCAGCAUGCCUACAGCUUGCACAAGGUGCACCUUGGGAGUCUGACCCACCAUGUGCAGAUGGACGCCGUCCGUAGCUCAUCUCUGUCCUAAACCUGCCCUUGGCACUACCACUACUGCAGCCUCUGCCGGUCGUCCUCUCCCCCAAUCCAGUGCAGCCUCCCUUUGCCUGGCAUGCUUCACCCUGCUCCUGGUCACCGCUGGCACCGCCACAGGGGCCUGUCCUCCUGGGGUUGGACAUGAACCCCUUCAGGUGCUGGCGAGUGGCAUCAACUGUUCAUGGACGUUGGAAAGGCACACUCGCAGUUACAAUCACCUAGAGGGCGACGUCCGACUACGGCGACUUUACUCUGCCAACAAGUUCUUCCUCUGUAUUGACAAAACAGGCAAGGUGGACGGCACUCGGCGGAAAAACUUCGCAGACAGCCUGAUGGAAAUCCGAUCUGUCAGUGUGGGAGUUGUUGCCAUCAAAUCUGUCAGCACUGGGCUGUACUUAGCUAUGUCCAAGAAAGGCACGCUCUUUGGAUCGGUGAAGUACAACCCGAGCUGCAAGUUCAAGGAGCGCAUCGAGGAGAACGGCUACAACACGUACGCCUCCCUCCGUUGGAAGCACGGCGGCAGGCAGAUGUUUGUUUCGCUGAACGGGCGGGGGAAGCCACGGCGAGGUCACAAGGCUCGACGAAGACACCCAUCCACUCAUUUCCUGCCCAUGCUCCCCUCCUAGCUGCCCAAGUCUGAACUCUGACCGGCAACUGGCUGGCUCGCCUGCCUCCUCACAUUAGUGUUGAUCUAGUCGUUAUGGCAAUCUUUAUUUUUUUUACUCCAUUUCUCCUGUCACAUAAAUGUACAUUUGUUGAGGGUUGUAACAUUUGUAGAGUUAGUAUAAUAUGUACUUUUAAGUUAUUUUCUCCAUUUUCUAAUGAUGUUCAGUAAUACGGUAAAUAUGCAGUAGAAUUAUACUAUCUCCAGGCAUCUGUCUGGCUACAGUAUUUUUCUGUGUGUCUGAACUGCAUGUAAAGCGGUGUUUGGGUGACUUUAGGUGGCUGGGAGAGGACUGAAAAGGGACAGCAAGGAAUGGAAACAACAAAAUGUGGCUCCCUGGUUUGUUAUUUAGCUUAUUUUAGAUGAUCAGCUAAAUAGGAACAGAAGCAUCUGGUACAGCAGAAAUUACAUUUUGAUUUUAAGUAUCGCUAUUAAAACAUAAAAGAAGCAACUUUGAAAUAGCUACAAAUCAGGGCCAUAGGUACCAGAAAGGAACACUGAUGUGUUCUGUAUUUUUUAUGGGUUGGGGUCACACUCACAAUUACAUGACAUUGUAUGACAUGUUAAACAUAGUUCUCAUCUUCAUCACAUGUGGACCACCAUUUCACAUUUGAAAAAUUCCCAUGUUGAGUGAUUUUCAGUUGUCUUACAUGGGAAAUCUAUAACGUUAUAUGCAAAAAAAAUAAUAAACAUUUAAUAUUACAUGUGCAACACCAUUUCACAUAUGAUAAAUUCACAUGGAACAUGGUUUAUCACGUGAAACAGAAUUUCACUGAAUUAACAUAUAGGGUUUCACAUGUGUUAUUUUUGUAAGGCUAAGGAGUACUUUUAGGCCAACAAAAGUAAAUACAUGAAUAUUAAAAAUUUGUAUUUCUCCAGCAAAAUUUAAUUUAUGGUGAGGGCUUAUAUAAUUAAAAUACAACAUGAGAAAUCCAAAUAAUUAAUGAACAAUUGGGGGCGACUUGGACUCAUGACCUCAGUAUUUCUAAAAAUCUUGCCUAUGGCCCUGCUACAAAUCCAACAUUUUACUGUUGCUUGGGAUAUAUUGUACUGACACUACUGGAUAAGAGACACUGACUUGCACCUGAACUGUACAGAGAAGAUGAAAAUCUCUACUGACUCAGACACAUUGAUACAUGUACUUUUCUGUCUGUAUAUGUCUACGUAUGACAAGGAAUUAACAGAAACUAAGCUAACUACUGGGAUAACAUGCUGGAUUUACUGAGAUGACCUUUUUAUGUUUGUGCAUGCUUCUGUUGGACUGCUUCUCCCACUCAACAACCCACAGCUAAUAGAUUGGGAAUAAGUAUCAGAAAAAAAUGCAUUGUGUCUCAUCUAGUCUCUGAUUCUUGGUCCUUACUUCACUCGUGAAAUAAUAACAUACGUUUUGAGUCAUUUAAUGCAUUAUAGCAGCCAUAGCAGAUGUCACAUAGCAGCAACUUCAUUAAUUUUGUACACAGUAGUAAAUGGUUAUUACAUACUGCCUCUCUGUUAAGUCUUGCUAACAUUUUCUCAACAACAAGGCUGUUGCUAAUAGAACAUUUAAUAUAUUUAAAACAUUUUGUACUCUUUAACUGUUGGAAGUUGAUGUUUAUUGUAAUUGUUGACUUUUUGUGUUGGAUUGUAGUCAUACUGUUAAAAAAAGAAGGGAAAAAGGUAUUUGUAUUCAAGUCCAUAUUCAUCGCAUUUUGUAUGGUACUGGGUAUCGGUACAUUUGUGUUCCACUUAUCAUAAACAGCUGUCAGCUUUUGGGCCAUUAAUAGUAGUUUGUAUAUAAGGCCAACGUCUCAGAACAAACUGUCUUUAGAUUCAUUUCAGCUAAAUAAAAUCAUUUGAGUGCCUUGGUCCAUGCUGAGUUAGGUAAACAUCAAUAAAAAAAUGUGGAUAAACUACAA